AUGUACACGGAGGCGGAGGGCAGGCGUCUGGGCCUGGUGGGCUGGGUGAAGAACACUCACAGUGGGACAGUGGUGGGACAGGUGCAGGGGCCGGCGGAGCAGGUGGAGGACAUGAAGGUGUGGCUGAGAAAGACGGGCAGUCCCACCUCCCGCAUCACCAAGGCCUCCUUCUCCAACCAGAGGAGCAUCGAGCAGCUGGAGCUCAGCGGCUUCUCCACACGUUUCUGA
Molecule: messenger RNA, 228 nt
Organism: Knipowitschia caucasica
Lineage: Eukaryota; Metazoa; Chordata; Actinopteri; Gobiiformes; Gobiidae
Source: the annotation of a GenBank genome assembly